UCUCUUUGUAUAAUGGAAGCUCUCAACAGGUCACAACAACCACAAGCAAUGGUAUCAACUUCAACUCCAAAGCUAGAGGACUUCUUUGGCGGUGCAACCAUGGGGACCCAUCAUUUUGACAACAAUGACAGAGAAGCUAUGGUUCUUAGCUUAGAUAGUAUGUUCUACAGUCAAAACCCAGACCAACAGCCUAACAACCAAAAUUGCUUGGAUCAUUUUCAACCGAACUCUAGGCACCAAGAACAGCCACAGCAGAUUCAGGAGCAACAGUAUUCAUAUUACUCUGGCUUUAGAAGCCAUGAUAUGAUGUUAGGUGAGGCUAGGGAGAACCAGUUUGCAGAUUGCAGUCUCCAGCUUCCAACAGUGGCAGAUGAUGGGGUUCCUGGCAUGAAGAACUGGAUCUCGAGGAACUAUUCAGCUAAUCAUUCAGUGGAGCAGAAGAUGAUCGGUUGCAUGGGUGACAAUGGAGGUGAAUCUGGGACCAUUGGUGCUGUGGCAUAUGGGGAUUUACAGUCUCUGAGCCUUUCCAUGAGUCCUGGCUCCCAAUCAAGCAGUGUUACAGGUUCACAGCAUGUCUCACCCACUGUGACUGAUUGUACAGCCAUGGAUACAAAGAAACGAGGGCCUGAAAAGGUGGAUCAAAAGCCAAUUGUUCAUAGGAAGUCCUUGGAUACAUUUGGGCAGAGAACCUCCCAAUAUAGAGGUGUUACAAGGCAUAGAUGGACUGGUAGAUAUGAAGCCCAUUUGUGGGACAACAGUUGCAAGAAAGAAGGCCAGAGCAGGAAAGGAAGACAAGUUUACCUGGGGGGUUAUGACUUGGAAGAGAAAGCAGCAAGAGCUUAUGAUCUUGCGGCACUCAAGUAUUGGGGACCCUCCACUCAUAUUAAUUUCCCUUUGGAAAAUUAUGAAAAAGAACUUGAAGAAAUGAAGAACAUGACCAGACAGGAGUAUGUUGCUCAUCUAAGAAGGAAAAGCAGUGGAUUCUCUAGGGGAGCUUCAAUGUACAGAGGAGUAACAAGACACCAUCAACAUGGACGAUGGCAGGCUCGUAUUGGCAGGGUUGCGGGGAACAAGGAUCUUUAUCUGGGGACAUUUAGCACCCAAGAGGAGGCAGCCGAAGCCUACGACAUUGCAGCUAUUAAGUUUCGGGGGGUUAAUGCUGUUACUAACUUUGACAUAACACGGUACAAUGUGGAACGCAUCAUGGCAAGCAGUACCCUCCUUGCUGGAGAACAAGCUAAACGAAACAAAGAGACAGGAUCGACAAUUGAGGUUUUGAACAAUCCUUCUAUUGAUAGUAGCAACGGGGAAGCCUUUCUAUCACAGAAGAACAAUGAAUGUGAAUCAGAUUGGAAAACGGUUAUCAAUCAGUCCUCCCAGGAACUUAAUUACAAGCCACUAAAAUUUGAAAAUUACAGAACUCAAUCUUUCUCAAUGUCCUCACACAAUAUGAUUCAGCAAGAGGUAGAAGACUCAACGAAGAUGGGAGCUCAUGUGUCAAAUGCUUCAUCUUUGGUGACUAGUGUAAGCAGCUCAAGAGAAGGCAGCCCUGAUAAAACUAGUCUACCAGUGCUCCUUGGAUUGCCCCCAACUGCGUCCAAGUUGUUCACUAGUCCAACUGGUGCUGUCAAUUCUUGGAUCCCAUCAGCUCAACUAAGGCCUGCACACUCGGUGCCUCACAUGCCAGUUUUUGCUGCUUGGUCAGACACAUAGGCUGUUGAUAAAACUAGCAUAUGUUUUUGCAUGACACAACGAGAGAGAGGUUUCAUGAGGGUUAUCUUAGUGGAGAUAAUUGGGUUUAAUGGAGGUUUAGCCUUCUUUUCGGAACAAGAAUUUUAAAAUAUUCAAAGUCAUCUUUUUAGUCUUAUCUUAUGUAGUAGGUCUUUAUAAAAAGGAAAAUGGUGGAGGGAAAGUUUUAAAGAUAUUAUGAUGAAGUCUAUAUGGAAUGAUUGUAGCAAUAUGGGAUGGAUGACCUACACACCCAUAAUUUGGUCCAGCUUUAUUGAUCAUAUUAAGUACAGAACCCGCUCAGAUUAUGUCCCAGCAA
This is a messenger RNA of Quercus lobata, 2047 nucleotides long. Its product is annotated as AP2-like ethylene-responsive transcription factor ANT. Gene Ontology annotation, biological process: regulation of DNA-templated transcription. NCBI's taxonomy places the organism in Eukaryota, Viridiplantae, Streptophyta, Magnoliopsida, Fagales, Fagaceae. The transcript has 9 exons. The annotation marks the transcript as partial. Gene Ontology annotation, molecular function: DNA-binding transcription factor activity; DNA binding. The record is from RefSeq and is a predicted model, not a curated record.